CCAAAACUACCAUGCUGGUUACUGCAUUACGAGUGUUAAUAAAAUACUAAUUCACAUUGAAACCACUUUUUUUUUGUUCAAAAAGCAUAAUAAAUACAACAUCAUUUGCUUUAAUAGUAAUAACCAGCAGUUAUAAAGAGUACUAAACAGUACCAUUCAAUGUCUCUGGGAUGGUACUCUCAAUUGUACACCUUUUGUACCUUUAGAAUGUAUAUUUUACCUAGAAAGCUCAAUGUACCCUUGAGGGAACCCUUCCUUGUCACUUUUAUCCUCAAGGGUAUAUAUUUUGUACCUUUUAAUGUGUAUGUUUUACCUGCUCAGAUGCAUAAAGUGCACCUCGUGCGUGUAAAAAGCUCAUUGAAUAAUAAACAUCAGAGGCCUUUUCAAUUCUUUAAAGAUACACUACAGUCACGUUACCGUGUUAAAACACAAAGAAUUACACACUACAGGUACAAACGAUGUACUGAUGUGAGUAGUACCCCAGUAUGAAGGAACGGAACAGUUUGGCGCUUUGACUGCGCUGCAGAUGGAGCGCGAGACAGUUCCCGAGUCCGCUAGCAUCUGAUUGGUUGAGUCUCCGCACGGCCGCGCGGCCGCUUUGCCCACCCACCGUUUAUAUAGCAAUCCGCGCACAUUACCGACUUCCUGCACCGAGGAGGUUAUUAGAAUCGCGCGCUCAUGGCAGCUAAUGAUUAUCGCGGUUACCUGCGGAACCACAUGGACAUGGAGCACGGGGGCUCGCGCUUCCAGCCGCCGACCCAAAGCGCCCACAGGCCGCUGAUUUUCGGCACACUGGCCGUGAUGGGACUGCUGCAGGUCGCGUCUAGUGUCACCAUUUUGCUGCACUUGACCGGUUAUCUCCGCGAGGAAGUUCAUUCUGAACCCAUAAUUGCUGAUGCAUUCAGAGACAUCAAGAAAAAGGACAGAUCCAGAAAAAAAGAUCAAACACCUGUAGCUCACCUUUCUGUCAAGACCCCCAUGGACUUCGCAAGCACUGACUCCAAGGUUGUGACCACUAUCCAUUGGAACCAGUUUCAUGGCACUCUGACGAAGGUCAAAUACCACGAUGGACGAUUUGUGAUGGAGGAACAAGGAUUGUAUUAUGUGUAUGCCAAGACCUGUUUUCGCUAUGCCCCUGAUCACGCCUCAAAGAAACAGGAUGUUAGCAACGUCCAGCUGAUUCAGUAUAUUUUCCAUGAGAGUCACACACAAUCUAAACUCAAACCUGUGCUGCUUUCAAAGAGCGGAGGCACGUUCAAUUGGAGUGACCCAAACUACAACAUGUACUGUGUGCAACAAGGAAGAAGUGUCCGGUUGGGUCAAAGUGACGGCCUUUUUGUCAAUGUGUCCAAUUCUUGGCUGUUGGAUCCUGAGCCAGAGGGGACUUACUUUGGUGCUUUUAAAAUGAGCACCUGACUUUUGUUUAUUUUUUUGCUACUGAACUGGUUUAUGCACAUUUUACAACCUUAUGAACAAUUUCAACGUGGCCACAGAUCACUGAGCACUUAUAUUUUAGAUCACUGUCUUCUGACUAUUUUUUUUUUUUCAAUAUUGAUUUACAGUGAGGGAAAGAAGUAUUUGAUCAUUUGCAAAAUCAGUCCAUAAUGAAGUAGCAAUGCCUUCUUAAGCAACUAUGGCAGAUAAUGUUAACAUGCCAAAACUUUUAUAACAAAAUGAACAGUUAGACGUCUGAUGUGCCCUUAACGAUCUACAACAUACAGUGAGGGAAAAAAGUAUUUGGUCCCCUGCUGAUUUUGUACGUUUGCCCACUGACAAAGAAAUGAUCAGUCUAUAAUUUUAAUGGUAGAUUUAUUUGAACAGUGAGAGACAGAAUAACAACAAGAAAAUCCUGAAAAACGCAUGUCAAAAAUUUUAUAAUAUAAUAUAUUGAUUUGCAUUUUAAUGAGGGAAAUAAGUAUUUGACCCCCUCUCAAUCAGAAAGAUUUCUGGCUCCCAGGUAUCUUUUAUACAGGUAACGAGCUAAGAUUAGGAGCACACUCUUAAAGGGAGUGCUCCUAAUAUCAGUUUGUACCUGUAUAAAAGACACCUGUCCACAGAAGCAAUCAAUCAAUCAGAUUCCAAACUCUCCACCUUGGCCAAGACAAAAGAGCUCUCCAAGGAUGUCAGAGACAAGAUUGCAGACCUACACAAGUCUGGAAGGGGCUACAAGACCAUUGCCAAGCAGCUUGGUGAGAGGUGACAACAGUUGGUGCGAUUAUUCACAAAUGGAAGGAACACAAAAGAACUGUCAAUCUCCUUCGGCCUGGGGCUCCAUGCAAGAUCUCACCUCGUGGAGUUGCAUUGAUCAUGAGAACAGUGAGGAAUCAGCCCAGAACUACACGGGAGGAUCCUGUCAAUGAUCUCAAGGCAGCUGGGACCAUAGUCACCAAGAAAACAAUUGGUAACACACUACGCCAUGAAGGACUGAAAUCCUGCCCGCAAGGUCCCCCUGCUCAAGAAAGCACAUAUACAUGCCCGUCUGAAGUUUGCCAAUGAACAUCUGAAAUAUUCAGAGGACAACUGGGUGAAAGUGUUGUGGUCAGAUGAUACCAAAAUGGAGCUCUUUGGCAUCAACUCAACUCGCCAUGUUUGGAGGAGGAGGAAUGCUGUCUAUGACCCAAAGAACACCAUCCCCACCAUCAAACAUGGAGGUGGAAACAUUAUGCUUUGGAGGUGUUUUUCUGCUAAGGGGACAGGACAACUUCACCGCAUCAAAGGGACGAUAGACGGGGCCAUGUUCCGUCAAAUCUUGUGUGAGAACCUCCUUCCCUCAGCCAGGGCAUUGAAAAUGGGUCGUGGAUGGGUAUUCCAGCAUGACAAUGACCCAAAACACACGGCCAAGGCAACAAACGAGUGGCUCAAGAAAAAGCACAUUAAGGUCCUGGAGUGGCCUAGCCAGUCUCCAGACCUUAAUCCCAUACAAAAUCUGUGGAGGGAGCUGAAGGUUCGAGUUGCCAAAUGUCAGCCUCGAAAUCUUAAUGACUUGGAGAAGAUCUGCAAAGAGGAGUGGGACAAAAUCCCUCCUGAGAUGUGUGCAAACCUGGUGGCCAACUACAAGAAACGUCUGACCUCUGUGAUUGCCAACAAGGGUUUUGCCACCAAGUACUAAGUCAUGUUCUGCAGAGGGGUCAAAUACUUAUUUCCCUCAUUAAAAUGCAAAUCAAUUUAUAACAUUUUUGACAUGCGUUUUUCUGGAUUUUUUUGUUGUUAUUCUGUCUCUCACUGUUCAAAUAAAUCUACCAUUAAAAUUAUAGACUGAUCAUUUCUUUGUCAGUGGGCAAACAUACAAAAUCAGCAGGGGAUCAAAUACUUUUUUCCCUCACUGUAUGUUGUAAAUUGUUAAGGGCACAUCAGACGUCUAACUGUUCAUUUUGUUAUAAAAGUUUUGGCAUGUUAACAUUAUCUGCCAUAGUUGGUUAAGAAGGCAUUGCUACUUCAUUAUGGACUGAUUUUGCUACUCCCAGUUUGUUAUAUAAAUCGAAUUUUUGUUGGUUAUGUAAAAUUUCUUUGAACAAAGCAAAACAAAAUCAAAGAUGGACGGAUGCAGGUGCAGGUCACGAGUCGCGUGACCAGUCAGCGGCCGUACCACAGUGCCAUCUGCUGGCCCUGGCGUAACAGAACCCCCCUCCAAUGGGGGGUCCGGGGCCCCUGUGCGAACUGUAUCUCGCUGCAACAAAAAGCGAAGCAGCUUCUGCCGGGCAGCAGAGGAGCAGAGCAGCACCCCCCCCGGGAUUGAAAGUCAGAGCACCGCUCCCAGCAUUGCUGGAACACUGGGCACCAACCCUGGGAUUCUGGGCACCGCUCCCGGCAGCUCUGGGACCUGGGAUUCUGGGCACCGCCCCUGGGAUGGUGGGCACCAUCCCCGGCGGCACUGGGGAGCGGGACGGCCUCCUCAGCUGGACUGGGCAGCAGGACAGCUUCCUCGGCCGUGCAGGGUAGCGGGACGGCCUCCUCGGCUGGGCUGGACAGUGGGACUGCUUCCUUGGCUGUAGAGGGCAGCGGGACAGCCUCCUCAGCCGGGCUGGACAGUGGGACUGCCUCCUCGGCUGUGCAGGGCAGCGGGACGGCCUCCUCGGCUGGGCUGGACAGCGGGACAGCUUCCUCGGCUGUGCAGGGCAGCGGGACAGCCUCCUCAGCCUGUCCCUCUGAGGUCGCCAUGUUGACCUCAGGUGGGAGCUCCACAGCUGAGACCUCCCCAUAGGCCUCAGGCUGGAGCUCUGCUGUCCUCAUUGCCCCCCCAAAAAAAAUUUCUGGGCCAGCCUUCACCUCUGGACUGCGCAGCAAGGUGUACCUCCCCUGCAGUGGAAAGCCCCAGAUGCUCAGGUUACUUUGCUGGCUGUGUUGCACGGCGUCGCUCCUUGGCGGGGACGGGGUAUAUGGCGCGAGGGACGACGCGGAGCGCAGCCCGGCUUUGCACUGAGAAAUGUCCUCCGCGAGCUUUUUGCUCAACUCCAGGGAUGAACGGAGAAGCGCCCAAAUCCUGGGCUCUUCGGCGGCGCUCAUAGCGACCUGCUGCUUCCUCAUUUUGGGCCUAGUAUUCUGUUACGGAACGAGACGUAGGUGGAUGCAGGUGCAGGUCACAGUCUUUAUUACUUCGCAGAUAAACAAACAAACACAGGGACCGCAGUCUGUACUGACUAUGCAAAUUCUGGACAUUUAGCUACAACCGCUAGCAUGCUACACAUUAGCACAUACCGUUAUCCUUCCUUCACUUGCCGAACGUGAACCAACUAUACUACUGCGCGAUGUGCGCAGUAACCCGGGGGGUUUAAAUAACAAACUUAAUUAAACCAAAACAUUAACACCUGGGGCAAAUCAGACUUAGAUUAUUGUCCAAGCAGGAAGUAAAUGAGUAAACGUGUCCAGUCAGCGGCCGUACCACAUUGCCCUCUGCUUGCCGUGGCGUAACAGAUAGCUGGACUGUCUUUUAGUUGUUGUGACAGCUGAAAAGAUUGACAUGAAUACAGUGAACCAAACUGAGUUUGGUACAUGCUAAUUUAAAGAGUUAUUUUUCAUUUCACAUCUUCUGUAGGAAAUGAGAAAAUGCACUAAAUGUAUUUAUUUAUUUUUUAUGAUGAAAAAGAUGGACAUUUGUAAAAUGUUCUGUCUUCUUCUAAAACUCUUGUACAGUGUGUAUGUCUGCCUAAGCUCCAUUCUUUCCACAAGUUUUGAAUGACGCAUUGACUUUAGGUAAGUUGUAGAUGUGCUUUUUUUUUCAAAUGGUAGAAGCACAGAGCUUAUUUUAAAUCCUAUUUUGAGUGGUUUCUGAUUACAGAAACCAUGUAUUUAUGUGUUUUAUAUUUGACAAUUCUGUGCACAAAUUCUCAUUCAAAGCAGCAUUUAUUUCUGUACAAUUUCAAACAUAAAUUUUUACGAUUUUUCAUAUCAAAUGUUUUGUUUACCAGUAUUGUUUAUUUAUAUCAUUCUAACUAAUAAAAAUACUUUUCUAAAUAUGCCUAA
Ictalurus punctatus (channel catfish) is the source of this 5460-nucleotide messenger RNA. It is a transcript of the gene tnfsf11, whose product is annotated as TNF superfamily member 11. NCBI's taxonomy places the organism in Eukaryota, Metazoa, Chordata, Actinopteri, Siluriformes, Ictaluridae. The transcript is spliced from 3 exons. The coding region runs from base 679 to 1416 and encodes 245 amino acids. The record is from RefSeq and is a predicted model, not a curated record. Gene Ontology annotation, biological process: immune response. Gene Ontology annotation, molecular function: tumor necrosis factor receptor binding. Gene Ontology annotation, cellular component: membrane.